Messenger RNA from Microbotryum saponariae, 201 nucleotides. The record is from the annotation of a GenBank genome assembly. NCBI's taxonomy places the organism in Eukaryota, Fungi, Basidiomycota, Microbotryomycetes, Microbotryales, Microbotryaceae.
AUGGAUCGUUCGUUCGCGUUGGUCAAGAUCUACGGCAUGGAUCGGGAAGAAAGGUCGCUCGUUUCUUGGUCAAUAUCCUCGCGUCAAGGCGAGGCUCGUUUCGUUGUAUUGGAUCGUUUUCGCUCGGCCCCGACGGCUCAACAGCCAGCACUCGAGACUCAGCCAAGGGAGGACAUCAGGCGCUGUCGGGGUGACGAGUAG